CCAACUUCAGCUGCUGAUUUCACAUGUUCUGCAGGCCUUCACACUUCUUGGUCCCAUGAAAUUUUGGCCUUUACUACAUUCUUUUUGGCCUUACUUGUUUUGGUCCAACCUCAUGUCCCGUGAUGAAUAUGAAAGACAGAACAAAGGCAAAAUGAAAAAAAAGACUCAGAAAGAAAGUAAACAGAAAACCCAAUUGCUUAAAUACUCUACUUGUUAGAAGUUGAAUCAUUAACCACUAAAACUCCAUCCCCCCACAUUUGGUUUAGAAAAAAAAGAAGAGAAAAAUACCUCUACAAGAGAUGGAAGAAGAGUGCGGCCUUCUUGGCUGGAAAUAUUGCUAUCAAGAAGAGGGGAUUGAAGAGUUAAGGCAUUUUUACAGUUCAUGGGAGCUGGAGGCAGCCAUUUUAUCAGCUAAGGAGGAAAUUGAAAGGCGAGAAGUUGAGCUCAUCCAUGUCAAAGAUGCUUUAAAUAAGACUAUCAAAGAGAGAAAUGAAGCGCAAACGCAAUCCCAGAAGCUGCUGCUGGAGAAACACUUCCUGCAACAGCAACUUCAAAAGCAACAGCCGAUUACAAAUUCGAUGAAAUCAGAAUUGCCCUUGAAUUUGGCGGUGAAGAGGCCAUUGCCCAAGAAGGGCAAAUUAUUGAAGGCAGUAAUAGAAGCCGGGCCGCUUCUGCAGAAUCUUCUCUUAGCGGGGCCUCUCCCUCAGUGGCAGCAUCCUCCUCCGCAGCUCGACUUCAUUGAAAUACCUCCGGUGGCGUUCGCGAUCAGUUCGUCUCCUUCUCCUCGCUUUGGACACCACAACGGCGCUGUCAUGAAUCCAACAGCGGAUUUUUCACGCAAGAAAAGGGGCAUCGAAUUCAGUGAGUUGGGGUUUGAUUCUGCCCCCAAGUAUCAAAAAGUUGUCCCCAUUAAUUAACCAAAAUCCUGCAAUUAUCCCGUUAAUUAAUUUUCAUACUUAGGAUUAACAAUCCUUUCAAUUAUACAUGAUUAAUGUUAA
Mangifera indica (mango) is the source of this 998-nucleotide messenger RNA. RefSeq lists its product as uncharacterized. Lineage: Eukaryota; Viridiplantae; Streptophyta; Magnoliopsida; Sapindales; Anacardiaceae. Bases 300 to 917 code for a protein of 205 amino acids. The record is from RefSeq and is a predicted model, not a curated record. The transcript is spliced from 2 exons.